AUGCCAAAGACCGGACCGAUGCAAUAUACCCUCUACGAUCCUGCAAAGCCCUUGUCCUCAUUGUACAAAAAACGAGCGUUAAAGGAAUUGGGAGAGAAUCCUGACCAAGUCUCAGCACAUCUAGAAUCGUUUCGACGCUGGCUUUCUUCAAUGCCUCACUUGAAGUGCACCACAGACGAUGUGUUUUUGUUGGCAUUCUUGCGUCAUUCGAAGUACAACCACUUGAAAGCACAACAGCGCCUGGACAAAUUCUGCACCUUCCGCACCUCAGCUGUCGAAGGCUAUCUUCCAUGGUUCGAGGAACCCGCUACCAACAAGGCAAAUUGGAAUAAACUUAUUGACCUGAAACCUUGGUGCAUGUUGUCUUCUUGCAUUGAAGCGCUAACACUUGGGUGGACCAUUAAAAUCGCACAAUUCUGUAUAACCUUUAAAGCUCCCGAAUAUAUCGCUGUGGGUAUUAUCAUGGACACAUCUCCUUCAGUAGAGAUAGCAAAUCUUGAUCUCGAUGUGGUCUCGAUGGCGGAUCUGUACAGCGCACUGCAAGUGUUUGACGAUGCAUGUUUGGUCGAUCCUCGAGCCCAAAUUGGUGGUAUAUGCAUGAUUGUGGAUUUUACAAAUCUUCACAAAGACAUACUCAUGCAAAUGUUUGACCAAAAGCUAACAAAAAUGUCAACGAAAUAUUUCCAGGAGUGUCUGCCCUUCCGAAUAAAGAAGCUCAUUUACUACAAUGCCCCAAAGGUGUUUGAAACUUUGUUCAAUAUCUACUCCGAGUGGUUAAAUGAGAAAAUCAAAUCACGGACCCUGGUGCUGGGUUCUGACCUGAGUCCUGCUUUCGAUGCGGUUGAAGGGUUGAAGGAGUUAAUGCCUGAAUCUUACGGUGGCGAUAAUAAACUUUCCAUCGAUGAUAUUUGGGAGAAUCAGGCAAAGGCAAUGAAGUCAUUAUCAGAUGUUGGUGCGAAUUUUGCGAUUUCAGUGGAUGAGUCAAAGAGACCAAAGGAGUGCAAAUAUAACUUUGGUGUUUACAAAAAUCUGUCGUCGGACGUCAUGGGCAGAUCAGGAACUUUUGUCAAAUUGAACGAAGGUGAAAUUUGA
This is a messenger RNA of Hydatigera taeniaeformis, 1092 nucleotides long. The record is from the annotation of a GenBank genome assembly. Lineage: Eukaryota; Metazoa; Platyhelminthes; Cestoda; Cyclophyllidea; Taeniidae.